Molecule: messenger RNA, 1254 nt
Organism: Caenorhabditis briggsae
Lineage: Eukaryota; Metazoa; Nematoda; Chromadorea; Rhabditida; Rhabditidae
Exons: 7
Coding region: 1-1254 (417 amino acids)
Source: RefSeq, a predicted model, not a curated record
AUGCGGACAGACAUAUCCAUUUUAUUCUUUACCCUUUCAUUGGGACUGUGUCAUGAAUUUCAGCCAGUUUUUAGCAAGAUUAGUGUGAGGAAAAGUGAUCAGGAAAUACAACAUACAACAGAGGAUCCAGAUGCUUAUAGCAGUUAUGAUCCUUUUGAUCUCGAUGAUGCCUCUUUCUUUGCGGACCUCACCAAUUCCUCAAAACGUAUCAAGCUACAAUUUGAAACGGCCAAAUUCAUUCAGCAGUUUGGCGCUCAAGAACUUUUGAACAUUAUUCUGCAGAAAGUUCAGAAUGUGAACUUACCACAAGGUUCGAAAGGAGCAAUCAAUGAUUUUUUGGAUUUUGUGGAAGAUCUGGUCUAUACCAACGCUGCUGAGCGAAUCGAGAAGAAACUUCAAACAGAUUUAGAAAUGACGAAUUCACAGAAGAAGCAUAAGGUUCAUAUGGGAGAGGCAACUAGUGCAGUUUCCAAGCAGAAAGUAGAGUAUGGAGAUGAGAAAGAUCAUAGGAGAAGAGAUGCUCCAGCACUUUCUCAGAAUGCCGUUUUGAUUGAAGAAGAUGAGAAUUAUCCAGCUGUUCGACAACCAUUGGAACCUACCAAAAUGAUGUUUUUGUCUCAUAAUGAGCAAAAUUUUCUUCGAGAUGAAUUGAUGGUUGGGAGAGAGAUCAGAAGAGCACCGAUCAAGAUUAAAAGGAAGACAAGACUCACAAAAGCUCAAUUGGAGAAAGCGAUCAAAAGUGCGGAAAGGGAAGCCAGAGAAGCGGAAAUGGAGAAAAUUCUGAAAAGGCGAAAAACUCAACUGAAAGAACGAAGACUAAGAAGAAAGCAAAGAGAAAUGGCAAUGAUGAAAAGAAGAGCUUCGAAGAAACUGCCGCUGUCAAGAAUCCAAGAUGAUCCGAGAGUGGUGAGAAGAAGUCCAAUUGGAAAAGUUACAUUUAACGAGAAGAUGUUCCAACUUCUCGAGGAAUACGGUAUCAGGUCAUUCCGCGUCGAGACUGCCGACUACACCGUCCGUGCAUUCGCUGACCCAGAAAAGACGCGCUUCUCAUCCAUAAAUCUUCUGGACGUCCCAAUGUAUAACGAUGCGAUUCGUCGGAAACCAGCCAGACCUCCAUUUGUAUACAGUCGUAGAAUCGCGGCUCCAAAACGAAUUGUACACCAGCCUUCUUCAAUUGUACACCAACCGUCUUCAUUGAACAAGAGACUUUUGGCGAAGAGGAGGAAGAGUAUCAGCUUGGAUAGACUUCUUUAA